Salvelinus fontinalis (brook trout) is the source of this 3588-nucleotide messenger RNA. Its product is annotated as leucine-rich repeat transmembrane protein FLRT3-like. The record is from RefSeq and is a predicted model, not a curated record. Gene Ontology annotation, molecular function: protein binding. Bases 988 to 2955 code for a protein of 655 amino acids. NCBI's taxonomy places the organism in Eukaryota, Metazoa, Chordata, Actinopteri, Salmoniformes, Salmonidae. The transcript has 2 exons.
AUUUCCCUUCACUCCUCAUACUUACAAACACUGUGUGAAUGAGUCAGAUGUUACAGUGACUGCUAAUUGGAUUUUAAAUAACGCUGAUUUCUGUCUCUUUGUGGGUACAGGAAUUAAAGGAGACCACAACGUGAUCCAGCCAGCAGGGUGUCUGACCGCAAGGGAACCGCUGCAACCGACGAUCCCUCCAUUGUCCCGUCGUCCGUCGGUCUCCUGAGGAGUAGCUGAGGGGGACGUACCACUCUGUUACCAAAGUACCUUGGAUUAAUGUAUGGCGCAGGCUCACGGAGGGAGAACGUGAUUCUGGGUUUCCUGCAGGGCUGGAGUACAUAAGUGAUACAGGCCUGGAGUGAGCCUGUACUAUCAGGAUUGGUGUUGGCAUGGCUCAGUCCACCUUUUGGACCUUCUCUUCAUCAUGACUGGUCUGCUUGACCACAGACCCUGAGGAGAGCCUGUAACUGCCGGAGGUAGUGAGCCCCUUUUUGUCUCGAGAGGAUCUUUCCUAAGAGAACCGGGCCUUUAUGUAUCACAAAGAGAUCUAAGUUAGACGAUACAAAGACUCUACAACUACUACUACAAAAAAGAACACAAAAAAAAAACACAAAAACUCAGGCUUGCUUUUGAGAGGAGAAACAUGCGGCUUUGUCUCAGUUUGAGUGGAGAUGCUUUUUCUACCAGCUUAUCUUCCAUGGCAAAGCCUUUGAUGGCUUGAGCGGCUGACAAAACAAGAGGAAGGUCAGCUCAGAAAAAACAAGGAUCAGUUUCAAAUCAAACACACUGAUCCGGGGUCACGAUAUAACCAAGGGUAUAACCAAACACCUUCUUUCUCUUACUACGCUAAUAAACUUAACCUUUCUGAAAAGGACUUAAUAGGAGAAGAUUUCAACGUAAAUCUCGAUUGGAUCUGCUGGGUUGGGAAAGGAUUCUUCGGUGGCUGGAUAUCGAUUCUUUUAAAUCAGGGACGAGACACCACAACCUCAAAACAAGAUGGCCGCCCAAUGCAAGAACUUCCUGCUCUUCUUGACCAGGGUAGGACUACUUCUGGGUCUGGCUAACCCUCUGGUGACCUCCGCCCUCUGCCCCUCGGCCUGCCGGUGUGAUGGGACCUUCAUCUACUGUAAUGACCGAGGCCUCACCUCUAUCCCUACCGGCAUUCCGCUGGAUGCCACUAUUCUCUUCCUCCAAAACAACAGGAUCAAGAGCGCCGGCAUCCCCGCCGAUCUGAAGAGGCUAAGCAACGUUGAGAAGAUCUAUCUGUACUGCAAUAAUCUGGAUGAGUUCCCCCAAAACCUGCCGAUAGGGGUGAAAGAGCUGCAUCUACAGGAGAAUAAUAUCCGCAUGAUUACGCAUGCGUCGCUGGGUCAGAUCCCGGUGAUUGAGGAGCUACACCUGGAUGAUAACUCCGUCUCUGCGGUUAGCAUCGAGGAAGGAGCGUUCAGGGACAGCAAUCACCUGAGACUACUCUUUCUCUCCAGGAACCAUCUGAGCACCAUCCCGUCCGGCCUUCCGCAGACCAUCGAGGAGCUGCGCUUCGACGACAACCGCAUCUCGUCAAUAUCAGAGGCGUCCCUGCAGGACCUGAUCAACCUAAAGAGACUCGUCCUGGACGGGAACCUGCUCAACAACCGCGGCAUCGGCGAAAUGGCCUUCAUCAACCUGAUUAAUCUCACCGAGCUCUCCCUGGUGAGAAACACCCUAACGUCGCCGCCGGCUAACUUACCUGGAACCAGUUUGGAGAAACUGCAGCUCCAAGACAACCACAUAAACCGGGUACCGGCCGGGGCUUUCGCUUUCCUCAGGCAGCUGUAUCGGUUGGAUCUAUCAGGCAACAACCUGAGCAGUCUGCCUCACGGAGUGUUCGAAGACCUGGACAACCUCACACAGCUCCUGCUCCGUAACAACCCGUGGCAGUGUACUUGCCGGAUGAAGUGGGUGAGAGACUGGUUAAGGUCGCUGCCGACAAAAGUCAACGUCCGAGGAUUUAUGUGCCAGGGACCGGACAAGGUCAAGGGCAUGGCUAUUAAGGAUUUGUCCAUGGACUUGUUUGACUGUGGAGGAUCUGACUUGGGCAGGGGACAGGGGGACCCUACCUUCAAGACCAGCACCGUCUCUAACACCUUACUGCCCUCACAACCCCAAUGGCCCUCCUUUGUGACCAAAAGACCAGUGGUGAGAAUACCUGACAGGAAUAAGAACUACCGCAGUACUACGACGCCGUCAGGAAGAAAGAUCAUCAGGAUCAGCGUGAAGUCGAGCAGUGCAGAGACUGUGCACAUCUCCUGGAGGGUUUCUAUACCGUUGACUGCCAUGAGACUCAGCUGGUUAAAACUGGGUCACAACCCUUCGUUCGGUUCCAUCACGGAGACCAUCGUACAGGGCGAGAAGAAGGAAUACCUCCUAACAGCUCUAGAACCGGAAUCCUCGUACAGGAUAUGCAUGGUUCCCAUGGAGACCAGUAACAUUUACUUGACGGACGAGACACCAGUUUGCAUAGAGACAGAGACCAGUUCUCUGAAGGCUUACAAACCCACCACCACAUUGAACCGCGAGCAGGAAAAGGAGCCUUACAACAAUUCCAGUCUGCCUUUAGCCGCGAUCAUCGGAGGGGCCGUGGCUCUGUUGGCAAUAAUAAUGCUGGCGUUUGUGUGCUGGUACGUGCACAGGAACAGUUCACUGUUUUCCAGGAAUUGCACCUACAACAAGGGCCGUCGGAGGAAGGACGAUUACGCCGAGGCGGGGACGAAAAAGGAUACCUCGAUCUUGGAAAUACGAGAGGCCUCUUUUCAGAUGAUCCCUAUACACGCAGUGCCCGAGUCCAAAGAGGAGUUUGUGAUACAUACGAUUUUCCCUCCGAACGGAUUGAGUCUGUACAAGAGCCCGCAAAGCGAGACCACUAUUAGCAACAGAAGCUACAGAGACAGCGGAAUACCCGAUUCAGACCACUCCCAUUCAUGAUAUUGAUAACGCGGGACAUUUCGUUAUAAAUGAGUGCGUUUGUUGAUGACAUGAAACUAAAGUGGCUAAAAGACUUUGUUAUAAAACACUGGAUCUACAAGACUGAGUGGGGAAGCAAUGUUCUUCUGUACAUUUUGCCCAUAUAAUUUAUAUUUAAGGACAUUUUAUGACAAAGAGGAGAAGAAAUGUGGUUCACAUUGCAGAUAGUAGGGCCAUCACUGAGCCGCAGGUCAGUGUAUGUUGUAACUAAAUCUGCAUUUCUAUAUUUUAGGGGUUGGUAGUAAUUUGUACUGUAUUUUUUUUUUUGGCUUACGGUUACCCUAACAACCAACUAUAAAAAAAAAAAAACUCUGUUCUACUGAGAUAUAAAGACUUGUCAACUGUGAAAGUGGGUUUUCAUUGCUGUGUUGAACAAUCAGACUUUAGAGAACCUUGUAGAAUAAAGCACAGGUCAUUCUUUACACUCGUUUUGUGGCUGUUCGGUAAAAACCAAAAAGGCAAAAAAAAAGUUUAAAAAAAAUGACAUGAUCAAAACUAGGGCCCAGCUGAUUACCUGAGACGAAGGCGCGAGACAGCAGACACUCGUUCUCUGAGGAGAGACAAGCAGAGAGCAGUCAGUCUCCUACAUGUAUC